AUGGACCCCAGUCGCCGGAACAUGAUCAACAAUCCGGGCCCAUCGAGGGGGCGCGAUGGUACGUCGCCGAGAUACGACUCACACAAUCGCGUAUCGAAACCACCCCGACCUGCGCCGUCCCAAUCCGCAAGCAAGAUUGCCGCGAGCUACGUAUCGAGCGAAGAGCAGGCGCGUCAAUUUGUCGCUGACGAAGACAUAUUUGUCUUGCGUCAGUCGAAAAAGAAGGCCGACAUUCGCGUUCGUGAGAACAGAGCAAAGCCAAUCGACUAUUUGGCGUUCAGCCUUCGGUACAUUGACGAGGAGCGCGACGUCUUCGACGACCAAGAAGGCGACGAUGAUAUAGACGUACCCGAGCCAGCCGAAGUUGUGCAAAAGCUUGAUCUACACGGACUGAAGGAGCUGGAAACCGACAUAAAGAACUACCACGUGCUAGAGACAGAUUCUCGAAAUAGGGAAUACUGGGAGGCUUUGCGUUCGCUGUGCAAGUCGCAGAAGGCAAAGCUUGACCCCUCCAGGCACGAUAGGCGUGUUGUCAGCAGUGUGGAUGACGAUAUCAACAAGAUUCUUGCACCAAAGACAUACGAGCAGCUAGGCGCCCUGGAGAAGCAAAUAAAGGCGAAGCUGCGAUCCGACGAAGAUAUUGAUAUAGACUAUUGGGAGCAGCUCCUGCAAAGCUUGCUCGUUUGGAAGGCCAAAGCUGUCCUAGCACGAACUGUUGAGAAAAUCACAAAGAAGAAACUUGAGCGGCAGGGCCAGCCUUCUGGCAAAAUGAGCAGCAAUACGAGAGCGGCUUCAGCACAAACACAAGCACUGUCCAGAACAACGCCGAACGUGCCACCUUCAGAACCAAGCGGUAAUGACGAUGCCUCUCAGGCUACACAGACGCUCUACGAUAGGGAGGCUGCGCGCGGUGUUUCGGAAAAUGAGGAGGUAUUUGCUGCGGAGGAGGAGCUCCCAGGAACAUCGAAGCCGCAGUGGGCGGGAGAGCACCAAGUACGAAAGCCAAGGUACUUCAACCGAGUUCAAAUGGGCUACGAGUGGAACAAGUACAACCAGACGCACUAUGACCACGACAAUCCGCCACCCAAGGUCGUGCAGGGUUACAAGUUCAACAUUUUCUACCCGGAACUCAUCGACAAGACCAAGGCGCCUACAUUCAAGAUUAUUCGCGAGCACGGGAGGCGGCGGGGCGAGUCCUUUGCGGCCGCAGGCGAGGAGGACACCUGCUUGAUUCGCUUCAUUGCGGGACCUCCCUACGAAGACCUGGCGUUUCGCAUUGUGGACCGUGAGUGGGAUUACAGCGCUAAGAGAGACCGGGGAUUCAAGAGCUCUUUCGACAAGGGCAUCCUACAGCUGCAUUUUCAGUUCAAAAAGAUCUUCUACCGAAAAUAA
Molecule: messenger RNA, 1392 nt
Organism: Akanthomyces muscarius
Lineage: Eukaryota; Fungi; Ascomycota; Sordariomycetes; Hypocreales; Cordycipitaceae
Exons: 3
Coding region: 1-1392 (463 amino acids)
Biological process (GO): mRNA cis splicing, via spliceosome
Cellular component (GO): cytoplasm; spliceosomal complex
Molecular function (GO): protein binding
Source: RefSeq, a predicted model, not a curated record